AUGAGAACUAUUUUGAACGAGGAGCUGGAAGGCCUGAUCGCAGUGAACCGCCUCUGCCACAAGCUAUUAAGCCGCUACCUAACGUUGGACGAGUUUGAAGCGAUUCUUCGCGAAUCGGACCACGGGGUGCUCGCCCCCUACGGCCGCAUUACCCUCCACGUCUUUUGGGAACUCAACUACGAUUUCCUGCCAAACUACUGCUACAAUGCCGCUACUGAUAGGUUCGUCAAAUGCCGUGGUAUACAGUUCGCUCCGGCCGUACAAAGGGAGAAACCUCAACAGUACGGACACGCGAUGCUGUGGGGGUCGAAGCAGCUCAGCUUGGCUUAUUCAGCUCAAUAUGCACAAUACAAUGGUUUCGUCGGCGCUCAACAUUUGCACGCUCUGGUCCGUCUCCUUGGUUACCAGGGCGUGGCCGUCGUGGUCUCGGAGUUGUUGGGCGUGGCUCGAGGCCUACUGCAUGGCACUCUUGCGCAAUUCACGCGAGCGUUGGCUGCAGCUAUGCCUAGGCAUUGCAAACUGCCUAGGUACGACUAUGGAUCUAACGGUGUUCUAGGUUACUACCACGCCCAGCUAACAGACAUAGUCCAAUACCCGGACGCGCGGACGGAACUUUUCCACGCUUUUCGCGAAUUGGGGAACAUUAUACUCUUCUGUAUGCUCAUUGAACAGGCGCUAAGCCAAGAAGAAGUGACUGAUUUACUCCACGCUGCGCCAUUCCAGAAUAUCCUUCCCAGACCAUACACAGCAGAGGGCGAAAAACCGGAGACAAAACAGAAGCGUCUCGAAGCUAAAUACUCCGCGUUGCAGAUUGUGCAGAACGUUGAAAAGUACGGCACAGCCAAGCAAAGCCAACUCUCCCGCGAGGGCGACCUUCUUACUCGCGAACGCUUGUGUUGCGGCCUAUCGCUGUUCUCGGUUGUGCUGCGGCGUUUGCGGGCAAGUCUCACUGCUCCGCAGUGGCCCGCCCCGCCGUCGCCCCACCAUGCCCCAUUACACACUGACGACACUAGCGAGUUUCAUAGACUCUGGUCGGCUCUGCAGUUCCUAUAUUGUAUCCCGGUUGGCGAAACUCAGUUCACUGUUGAAGAGCUCUUCGGCGAAGGCCUCCACUGGGCCGGGUGCACUAUAAUAGCUCUGCUAGGGCAACAGAGGCGCUUCGAGGCUUUGGACUUCUGCUACCACAUCCUCAGAGUGCAGAGGGUAGACGGAAAAGACGAACUGGUCAAGGGAAUACCGUUAAAACGCAUGGUGGAUCGUAUCCGUCGUUUCCAAGUGCUGAACUCGCAGAUAUUCAGCGUCCUAGCUCGCCAUCUGGCGGCGGCAGAUGAAGACCGAGCUGGUGUGGAACAUGUGCGCUGCUUCCCACCACCAUCCACCUCACACCACACCAUUAACUGA
Leptosia nina is the source of this 1401-nucleotide messenger RNA. The record is from the annotation of a GenBank genome assembly. Lineage: Eukaryota; Metazoa; Arthropoda; Insecta; Lepidoptera; Pieridae.